Messenger RNA from Chlamydomonas reinhardtii, 4108 nucleotides. RefSeq lists its product as uncharacterized. The transcript has 3 exons. Lineage: Eukaryota; Viridiplantae; Chlorophyta; Chlorophyceae; Chlamydomonadales; Chlamydomonadaceae. Gene Ontology annotation, biological process: DNA integration; DNA recombination. Gene Ontology annotation, molecular function: DNA binding. Bases 54 to 3656 code for a protein of 1200 amino acids. The record is from RefSeq and is a predicted model, not a curated record.
GUAAAUUGCUGGAGGCUGUGCCGGUGGUCGAGCAGCUGACCAACGCACUGGGCAUGACAGCGCCUACCUCCAACCCAAUGCAGUUCAACCUGGCAGCCGAGGCGGAGGUUAGCCGGCUGCUGGCGGAGGCGGCGGAGUACCAGGCGCUAGCGGAGACUGUGACCGACCCGGAAAUGCGCGCGGUAUGCGACAAGCACCAGCUGAGGUGCCUGCGCAGCGCCACCGCGUCGCAGGCAACCCACCUGCGCGUGCAGAAGAUCAGCCGCACUAUGUCGCACAAGGACGCGAUUUCGAUCGUGCGCUUCGGUGAUGAGAAGACCGUCAGCGUGGUCGAGGGACUAGCCAACCUCACCGACACACAGCGCACCUCCCUGCUCAAGGGGGUAGGGGCAAGCGCGAGCGCAGCCAGCGGCAGUAACAACGGGGGCGCGGCAGCGGCGGCGGCGGCGGCACCUGCGCUGCCGCCGCCGCCGCCGGCGCGUGCGGCGGCAGCCGCAGCCGGGCAGGGUAACGGGUGCUACGUGUGCGAUGGCAACCACAACCACGGCAACUGCCCGACACUCAACGCUCUGCGUCAGCUGCAGCCCGCGGUGCACAACCGGAUCGUGGAGCUGUUGCGCGCCAGGCAGCAGCAGCCGCCAGCGCCGGCGCGUGUGCUGCCAAGAGCGGAUGUGGCCGACAUCCCGCAAGAUCAGCACUGGUUUCGCAACAACGGCGUCAAGAUCAACACGGCCGCCUGGCUCUCCUACGGCGUGGACACGCCCGCGGUGCGCAACGCAGCCGUGUGGCAGUUCACGUCGGACCCGCCGCCCUCCCACCACCUCUCCAACUAUCCCACCGUCCUCGAACACCGUGACGCCAUCGGCCAACAAUUCGACGACCUGCUGUCCAAGGGCAUGACCGAGGCCUAUAACCCAGAUCUGCACGGCACCCUCGACGAGUUCGCAGCGGUCAUCAGCCCGCUCCACGUGGUUUUCAAGGCAGACGGCGACCUCCGGCCCAUCAUCGACCCCACCAAGUCCGGCGUCAACGCGUGCAUGGCCCCUCUUCCUUGCCCCCUUCCCACCCUAUCCACCAUCCUUCAGGACUUGCCCAAAGGCGGUGCCCUCGGCAAACGCGACGUCGCCUCCGCCUUCCACCACAUCAUCCUGGACCCAUCCGCCCGCCGCUACAUGGCCUUCCGCCACCCCGUCACCAACGCCAUCCAGCGGUGGGUGGUGCUGCCCUUCGGCGCAAGCCAAAGCCCCGCCAUCUGGGUGGAGCUGGCAACAGCGGCCUGCGCCAUCUUCCAGGCCGAGUGCGACCGUCGCGGCCUCAACAUCAAGAUCCACGUCUACGCCGACGACUUCAUGCUGCUGGGCGCCACGCACGCCGACAUCACGGCGGCGUUUGAGGUGAUGGACACUCUGGGAGCGGAGCUAGGCCUUGAGUGGAAGGCGUCCAAGGACGUAGGCCGGGACCAGCACCUGCAGCAGCUAGAUUUCUUGGGCAUGUGUUUCGACACCGUGCGGAUGGAGAUGCGUAUCUCACCUGAGAAACGAGCUCGAUACGCCUCCGCUGCACAAGACCUCCUCGCCGCCGCCAGAGUGGGCCCCGUCAGCACUACCGACCUACUGUCCGUAACCGGCAAACUGGCCUUCAUCGCCCAAGCCUGCCGAUGGGGACCGUCCUUCCUGCAAGGGCUGUACGACUCCGUCCCACCGCCGUCACCCCGCCCGUCCCGCCACACCACCAUCACCACCGAGGGCAUUGACGACCUGCGCUUCUGGUGCGACCUCCUCGACUCCUCCACCUCGCCUUGGGACGGUGUCCGCCGAUGCGUCGUUGCAGACCUGGACGUGGUAUUGGGGGAAUAUCAGGGCCCCGGAGGGGCGGUGGUCUACACCGACGCCAGCGCAGCGGGAUUCGGCGCAGUUUGGGAGCAGGCGGAGCUACAGGGUGGUUGGCAGCCGGACGAGCGGGGCGUCCACAUUGCGUGGCUAGAGCUGAAAGCCAUCGUGCGCGCCCUACAGUCAUGGGCGCCACGCCUGGCAGGCCGGCGGGUGCUGGUGAGGUGCGACAACACGCAGGCAGUAGCGGCGCUGAACAGAGGCUCCACCCGCGUGCGUGACGGCCGCGGCCUCAUGAGGCAGGUGGCCGCGUUGGCGCUGCAGCACGAUUUCCAGCUGCGGGCACUGCACAUCGCGGGAGUGGACAACGGUCGGGCGGAUCGGCUCAGCCGGCAGCUGGCGGCGGCGGAGGAGCAGAACCUGUCGCUGGUGCACAGCGUGUACCGCCAGGCGUGCCGCCGCGCCCGCCUGGAGCCGGAGGUGGAUUGUUGUUGCGACGUCCUGGGCCUGAACCGUCAGCCCGGCUGCCAUACCUUCUUCAGCCCUGCAGCGUCAGUGCUGGACCACGCGGAGCAGCUAGCGGGGCGGGCCGUGUGGGCCUUCCCGCCACACAGCAUCGCGGGGGAAGUUUUGGGCCUUCUGGCGGGCUUGAGGGACACGGGCACACGGGCGCUAGUGCUGGUGCCGGACUGGCGGGACCGGGGCUGGUACCGGGAGUGGUUGGCGGCAGCUGCAUAUCCUGGCGGCGUGUUCGUGUGCCGGCGCUGCCUGCUGGCCGAGGCUCAGCUGGGCGGCAUUCCGGACGCAGCGCUGGAGGAAUUGGCCGCAAAGGCGGUGGCGGCGGCAGGCAACGCAGUCGCCGACUCCUCGGCGGAGACGUACCUCUCCCACCGCCGCCGCCUGACGCAGUUCGCGGAGCAGGUGCUGCGGCUCCCGGCGCAGCAGGUGUUCCCUCGGGGCCCGGGCGCGGACAUCAACCGCGCCCACGUCUGCCUGUUCCUGGCUUGGGCAGUGCGCCGCUACGCCAUCAGCACCAUCAACGGUACCCUAUCGGCAGUGGCGGAUUGGCAGCGGGCGUGCGGGGUCCCAGCCACAGCAACCAUUCGCCGUGACCCCAUGGUGCGGCGGCUCUGGGCGCAGCUGCAACGGGAGGCGGCUGACAGCACGGCGGCCGCCGCCGCUACCCUCAAGUCACCAUUCCCGAUUGGGCUGCUGUUAUGGCUCGUGGCCUGGCUGGGCACGCCCCUGGCCCCAGGGUCUACGGCGGAGCGGGCGCAGGACUCCUGCUGGCUGGUGCUCGGCUUCUUCGGCAUGCUGCGGCGCAGUGAGCUGGCAGGGCUUCAGCUGCGAGACGUGCGGGAGGUGCCCGGCGGCGGAGUGGAGCUUUUCAUCCGGCGCAGCAAGACAGAUCAGCGGGGUGAGGGGGCGUCGGUGGUGUUGACGGCAGAGUCGGGCAGCGGCAUCCGGAUCCAGGCGCUGGUCGCGUGGCACCUGCGAACAGCGCGGCGGGAAGGCGGCCUGGGUGAGCAGCCACUGUUCACUCGCCGGGCAGAGUGGGGGCUGGCUCCCGUUGGCAUGGGGAAGGCGGCGUUCAACAGCCGGCUGCGGUCGCUGCUGGCGGAAGCUAUGAGACAGCUGGGGCCACGAGCCCCCGACCUAAGCAUGUACACCGCGCACAGCCUCCGGCGGGGAGGGGCAACGGCGGCAGCCAACGGCGGGGCAUCACUGGAGGAGAUAAAGGCGCACGGGCGCUGGAAGUCAGACGCGGUCCGGCGGUACGUGCAGCCGAUGGCGGCAGUGCGCAUGCGGAUAGUGGGCCGCAUGUAGCGGCCCGACGGGGUUGGGGGGGGUGGCCUUCGCAUGCGCUGCUUGCGAGCAGGGUGCGGAACGGCCCGCCCGCUGCCGCCAGGACGCGGGGCAGCGGGCGGGCGCGGCUUUACCCCCCACAUCUCUUCGGCGCCCGCCCCGUGCGGCCAUGGGUUUGAGAACUAGGGAGGGGGUGUGGGGGGUAGUGCGAGAAGGAGGGGGGAUAGACGUGUGGCGUAGGUUGCAGUGUGGCGGUGAGCAGUAAAGCAGUUACGGAUGGUCUGGGGGUUGAGAAGAGCAGUCGGUACAGGUUGGGAGAGAGACACGAACCCAGACAGGAUAUGGCCGAGCUGAGGCCACUAGCGGCUUCAAGCCUUGUGAUAUGUUGACGUGGACGCGUGAUCGUGCCUCAACGCUGUCUUUAACCUCAGGCCAAUGGGCCGGCCGAGUGGCCUUUGCGUACUUAAACGAAG